Molecule: messenger RNA, 366 nt
Organism: Fraxinus pennsylvanica
Lineage: Eukaryota; Viridiplantae; Streptophyta; Magnoliopsida; Lamiales; Oleaceae
Source: the annotation of a GenBank genome assembly
AUGAGUAAUCCUGAAGAUCCCUUUGCGGGGUUUGAAAAUAUAGGACCCAGUUCUGAUUGGCAGCCGCAUGUAACCAAUAGCAGUCCAACAUUAGACGUCAAACCAGUGACAUUGGAACUCAAGUGUCCAAGUUGUGCAAAACGUUUUAAUGUACGUGCAAACUUGACACCUGUUAUAGAAACUACUGCUGCUGCUGCUACUGCUGAAAUGGGAUUUAAUGCUGCUGCUGCUUAUAAGAGCUAUACACCACCUAAAAGUGUGGGAAAACGUCGACGCGCGCAUGACUCUGACUCUAAUUCUAAGGAUGAUCCCCCUAGUUCAAAGAAAUCCAAGGUUGUCCAUCGCCAUUUGAAAUUCAAUAACUAG